UCAAACCAGAGAUCAUCAGGCAACAGCCAUCAGCAGAAGCUGCAGUUCCACACACGUUGAACAGCCUGCCUGGACAUGGAGAAGGAACCCAAUAAGGGAUGAUUUGUGCUUGUUCUCCCUUCCCUUCCUGCGAGCUGUGGCAGAAAAUGUCACUUACUUUCUCAUUUUGGUUUCUGCUGGCUGAUUGAAAGGAGUCUACCCACAGAAGGGCUUCUGCACUGCUGGAGACCACAUCUAGCUCACCCAGCCCCCUAGACAACGUGCUCAAUGCUUUGAGACUGGAAGGAUCUUGCUCUGCAAUGAAGAUGGAGGCAGCAGGAAAAGCAGAAGAACUUGUUGAUUCAGAAAUUCCACCAAAGAUUUCUGAAAAGCAAGAGACUACUCCUGAUGAAGUCAGGCCUAUAGAACUCGAGACACAACCUCAAAAGGACAGCGUGCCCACUGGAGCAGACUCUGCAGUGCUCUCUUCCAUGCCUUGUUUGCUGAUGGAACUGAGGCGGGACUCCUCGGAGUCUCAGCUGGCAUCUACAGAGAGUGAUAAGCCAGCGGGUGGCCGAGUUUAUGAGAGUGACUCUUCUAAUCACUGCAUGCUUUCCCCUUCCUCCAGUGGGCAUUUGGCUGACUCAGACACGUUGUCUUCCGCAGAGGAGAAUGAGCCCUGCCAAGCCGAAGCCGCCUCAGAGGGAGACCCUUCUGCGGUGUCUGGAGCUGCAGUUGGGAGGAAAUCCAGGAGAUCCAGGUCCGAAAGUGAGACUUCAACAAUGGCUGCCAAGAAAAACCGACAGUCUAGCGAUAAGCAGAACGGCCGAGUUACCAAGGUAAAGGGUCACCGGAGCCAAAAGCACAAAGAGAGGAUCCGGCUCUUGAGACAGAAGCGGGAGGCAGCUGCUCGCAAGAAGUACAACCUGCUGCAGGACAGCAGUACCAGCGACAGUGACCUGACUUGUGACUCCAGCACGAGCUCGUCAGACGACGACGAAGAGGUUUCAGGGAGCAGCAAGACAAUCACUGCAGAGAUACCAGCUGGCUUCAGUCGUGCUGGGGGAUCUGGAGGAGCGACCAGGGAAAUUCCAGGAUUGCUUGACAGGGGCACCGUGUGGGAUAGGAACUGCAUAGGCAAUGUCCUGGAAGAGGCCAUGAACUGCUUUGCCGAGAUGCAGAGGCAGACAGAGGAGAAAUUCCGCAUGUGGAUAGAAAAGCUAACCCGUCUUGACACGGACGAAGAAAGCAAGCAACAACUGGAGCCCAGGGAACCUAAAAUCCAACUAGUUGGCCAAAGAAUCCCCCCUACCACACAGUCAGGGGCUUUUGUGCAGAUGCCUGAUAGCCAAGUACUUCCUCAGCAGCCGUUUAAUUCGUACGUGGGCUAUCAAAAUGACGAUGCCGCACUAGAGUUUCCAGCAACUUUUAAUAACAAUUUUCCUCCUGUCUUUCCAGAGAAUGGGAAUAUGGCAGAGCCUGAUCUGAAUCAGUCAUAAACUUUAAAAAAAAAAAAGAUUAAAAAAAAUAUAAAUAAAUCUGAUCUUUGCAAUCUUGAUGUUAUUUUGGAUUCUGCUAAAAUCAAGGUUUGCUUUUCUCUUUGUAUGUGUUUGUUUUGUUCUCUCU
Cyanistes caeruleus (blue tit) is the source of this 1605-nucleotide messenger RNA. RefSeq names its product arkadia (RNF111) N-terminal like PKA signaling regulator 2N (gene ARK2N). The record is from RefSeq and is a predicted model, not a curated record. Lineage: Eukaryota; Metazoa; Chordata; Aves; Passeriformes; Paridae.